UUCUGGUCUUCUUCCGCGGUUUAGAGAUGUCCCGUUUAAUGUCACGAAUUUUAUGGUGCGAUGAGUUUGUUUUAUUAUUAUUACAUGAAAAUUUCCACGAAUAGCCAGCGACCGUCAGCGAGUCCUCGAGUGUCGCCCGAGACGUCGUAUCGUAUAGAAUGCAGGAGCAAUCUCUGCACAGCAUUAUCUAAGCCAUGGACCGUUACCCCCACCGACCUAAAUGCACGCCGUAUAAAUGGUCAGAACAGCUUCUAACCACUGUCAGUGAGCGUGUGCUAAUCUCGGCUUUCUGCAACGUGCAUCAUCCUGCAUCAUUCGGUGAAAAGAGUGCGCGGUAUCAUGCGAUAAUCCUCCGUAUAACGUCACUUAUGAUUUCUUUUGAGUAAUUACGAAAUUCUCUCUCGAUGCGGUGCAUUUCGAUGAUUCGUGUAGUUGAUGUAAUCCUCACGAUUGACAAUGACUAUACAAGAAUUCGAAACGAGACAGGUGACCAUCGCCACGGUCUGCAAUGAAAUAUAAACCGGUUGAUCGAAACUAACAAAAUUCUAAAUCAACAGUGCAAAGUUGAAAUCAACCUAAAUCAUGAAGUGCGGAUAUUUCGGGGCCAUCGAGUGGUUUUGCAAUGUUGGAUGUCCAAGGGUGGCCCAUGUACCGUGUUGGAUGUUUAUCUUGUUAAUUAUAUGUUCUCGACGGACUCACUCGUUGACUUUUGAUAAUACGACGGAUCUUUUUGUCCAAAAAUGUCAAGGAGAAUGCCACUUAAAGAAAGAUUUUGCAACUUGUGGCAAAUAUAAAGUCGUCAAGUGGCUAAACACAGUAGUGAGAGAAAAGGAAUUUAGUUAUGGGCCAUUUCGAAUAAUAAGGAUACCAUCGAUUUACAAGCAAUCCUUUUUGCCCUAUUUGCCACGUUCUCGAGCAUUUAAGAGCGGCAUAACCGAAGCUCUAAACUUCGUUAGAGAUAGCAUAGAGGAUUUAUUGACAAAUCGUGCCAUUGUAUAUACGGUAGACAACUCGGCAGUUGCCAGAGAUUUUUCCUCGAGUCUGAUGUUUGUGGAUGACGAUGAACUUGAGCAGCUGAAGGAUAACAAAGAGCAGGAAGGCAAUUGGCGAAUUUUCAAAAAGAAGAAGUCUAUAAUCCUCCCGGUUCUUAUAUUAUUAAAUUUACUAAAGCUGAAGCUACUGCUAUUACCAAUUUUCCUAGGAGUUCAUUUUAUCAAGAAGCUUCUCGUACUUGGCUCAUUAAUUUUACCAUCGGUAUUCGCGCAUUUGAAGAUUUGCAAAGUGCCACACUCUCAUUCGCAUCAGUCGCAACCUUUCCAACUGUGGUCCACUGCAGCGGACACAACAGUAGAUUAUCCAACAGGAUACGGACAGGAUGACAGUAAUUGGCACAGAAACGAUUACCAGUUAGGGUAUCCGAGUUAUCAGAUACUUCGCAAUCCCUACGGGUGAAAAUGUUGCAGAUUGCUCUCACGGCCAUCAACGACAAUUUCAUAUUUGUUAUCUUCCGAAGGCGAGCUGUAAAUAUGAGUCAAUUAUAUUGAGAGGCACGCGAAAUAACACUUUGACGAGUAGUGCAAUCGUGAUUAAUCUAAUUGUGAUCCGCGUAAUUUCAGUAAUCGUGUAAUUCCCUGUAAAAUUGCCCGUGGCAAUUACGAUGUAUCGAUACGCGCUGAAUGAACGUCGCCAAACACUAUCUCUCGGCUACGCUCGUUCUAGCAAGGAACAUUCACGAAAUAACUUUCACGUAGCUUACCGUUAUUUGCGGAACGUGUCGAUAUAUUUUAACCUUAGCAGCUUGCGGACUUUGAGAAAAGGGUACGGUGUUAAGGAUACAUCCGGCUUUUCCUUAAAAUUCGCAUUGAACAAACAGGAAUGCAUGAAAUACCUGUCCCCUUAAAAUUUUUUUAGAAUAUCAAUUUGUACAACUUUCUAUCUUCCAUCUUUCCUGCUUUAGAUUAUUUAUUGCCACUUUUACAUUAAGAUGAUGUCGCAGGCAUGUUCGUCGCUCGUCGACUCUGAUUUAUUUCAAACUCGACGACAUUAAUGACGGACAUUAUGAUUUCUGUUAAAGACUGGAAUUUUUUCUAGAGAAUUAUUUGUACAACUUAAAAAAUGCAUGAAAAUGCAGUUAGACUAUUUUAUUAUCAGCACUAUCGAAUUAGAAGUAUUUAUGCUAAAGUAAUCAAAUUAUAGCGGCAUGUGAAAUAGAGCUAGUCCCAGGUAAUUCAAGCCUAGUAAUCUUCGCUUGUUUUCUAAAUGCGACACGCGAUUACAUCGAUGUAGUGCAAAGUGAUUGAUUUUAGAUAGCAAGACGGCGCGCUGGUGCUGCGUUUAUCGCAGACUACCUUUCUCAAAUUUCAAAGUGAAAUUCGGAAAGAACCAUACCGGGGCAGGGGAAUCAUUCGUGGUCAAGGUCACUCGACCGAGCACGAUGGCCCCUCUACUGACCUACUGACAGAUUUGGACAAGCGCCCGGUUUCUGGCUCACAAACGCCUUCGCAAGCCAACUCGUGUGUCGCUGUUAUGCGUCAGUGCGUCUACCUUGACCGACGUGUCCGUGUGUAUAUGUGUAUACACACGUGUGACCCACGUACGAGCCGAUCGAAGACCGUUAUCGGCUCGCGGACAGUGCACGGCGAGAGGCCAGUCAUCGUGCUUGUCGUCGACACAUAUUUGGCCCCGGAUGACGAUUACAACUGGUGAAUUUUGCUCUCACCCUUUCCUUUCUUCGAUACGCUUUUCCCGACCCGCAACGUGCUCAUCGAUAGAAUUAAUCCCAGUUUCCCGGCGUGCGUUUUCCAUCCUAGAUUUCCCUAACGCGCGCCUCUCAAUCCCGCCACUCUGACUCUCAGACCGAGCUUCUUACUUCAUAAAGAAUUAAUUUUCCACAUUGUUGCGAUUUUUAAUAUUGUCUGCUACAGGACUAGAUAUAUUGUCCGUCGUAAGAGAAUUAUUAUAGAAUAAAAAAAACACACGAGACGUGUGCGAGGGUCGUCCAGCGCUCUGAUGGCGAGCGAUAAAGUGACAACAGUACUUUGGGCGCCUGCGACACAAUAGGAAACGCGAAUCGGAAGCGAUACAUCGCGCAUCGCCACAGGAUAGGCGAUCGAUACGCGGCGUGCACUCGUCCGCGGCAACUCGACCGUUACGUUCUUACGUUAUACGUGAACGAAAAAGUCGCAUUAAUGUAACGGACCAUCGUCCAUGUCACGGCGUUCGACUUGCGUAUCUGUAUCUACGUCGAACGUAUUUCCUGUACAUUGUACGAUUUAUACAUGCUUGAUUCGUGCGCGCGUAUCACGUAGAUGAUUCUGAGUGGUGUGCGUUAAACGCCGGAGAUGCCUCUCGGGACGUCACAUGUGGAGUUCACGGAAAGCGGAAAGCACAGCCACGCGAACAAUUGAAGGUCCAACUUGAGCAACGGUCCCUCCUUUAUUUAAAAUAAAAAUUGUCGCGGAAGUCAAUCAAGUUUACGUAUGACAAACGACUGGCAACCUCUGAGAAAAAAUAUUUAGAUAGAACUUUAAUUUUAUGGAUAAGAAACACUGUCUUUUAACACUUCUUGCGGCUCUCAUGUUACACGGAUGAACAAUUUUUCAAGAUAAGAGUAAACGGCGAAAACAUUCUGUUUGAUGUCUACAGUCGAGAUUUUAAUUCUUUGAAAUUUCUCGCCAUUUAUUGGAAGCGAGUUGCGUGUGUGUGUGUGUGUGCGCGCGCGUAUGACUACAUAGUUAUAAGGAAAAUAAAAUUGUAGAAUAUUUAAAUAGUUAAUGUAUCCCCUUACCUUUCCUUAGUUGAAAUGCAAUAUUCGAGAGACUUUUUCACACUUUGUUUCGUCAAGCAAUCGAUAACAGAUAUUGUAAUAUCACAUUACAUUUGUUACAUACUUGACACGUUAAUAUAAAAAUAUUUGUAAGAAUGUAACUUUCUUGUAAAUUAUUUUCAUGCGCU
Messenger RNA from Vollenhovia emeryi, 3954 nucleotides. RefSeq lists its product as uncharacterized. The transcript is spliced from 4 exons. The coding region runs from base 583 to 1452 and encodes 289 amino acids. Lineage: Eukaryota; Metazoa; Arthropoda; Insecta; Hymenoptera; Formicidae. The record is from RefSeq and is a predicted model, not a curated record.